AUGUUCGCUAGGCCACGCCCCACGUCCUGCCCCGCCCCGCCCGGCAGAUUCCUGUGGACUUGGCUGCCGCGACUUCGGGAGACCCCGAGCUGCGGCGCUCGGUGGGUGAGUCCGCGGUCCGCGGGGGCAGCGAGCCGGGCCCGGGAGCCGGGGGUUGCCGGGACAUGCCAAGGCCUCCGAGAUCGCCAGGGUCGGCCGACGCCGGGACAGCGUGGGACCCAAGGCCCCAGCCUCGGAAUGCCCUCCUUGGUGAAGGCUCUGGGUCAGCCCGGGUCCUCCAGCCCCAGCAUGGCUCCCAACACCUACUGCUGCUCCCUUGCUGCCGUGCAGAGGAGGCUGCCCGUUCUGGCUUGGCUGCCCAACUACUCCCUGCAGUGGCUGAAGAUGGACUUCAUCGCUGGGCUCUCUGUUGGGCUCACAGUCAUUCCCCAGGCACUGGCCUAUGCUGAAGUGGCUGGACUCCUGCCCCAGUAUGGCCUGUACUCUGCCUUCAUGGGAUGCUUUGUGUAUCUCUUCUUGGGCACCUCCCGGGAUGUGACGCUGGGCCCCACAGCCAUCAUGUCCCUCCUGGUCUCCUUCUACACCUUCCACAAGCCUGCCUAUGCUGUGCUGCUGGCCUUCCUGUCCGGCUGUAUCCAGCUGGCCAUGGGAUUCCUGCAUUUGGGGUUCCUGCUGGACUUCAUCUCCUUCCCGGUCAUUAAAGGCUUCACCUCUGCUGCUGCUGUCACCAUUGGCUUUGGACAGAUCAAGAACCUCCUGGGACUGCAGAACAUUCCCAGGCAGUUUUUCCUGCAGGUAUAUCACACCUUCCUCAGCAUUGGAGAGACCAGGGUAGGCGAUGCUGUGCUGGGGCUGGUCUGCAUGGUGCUGCUGCUGGUGCUGAAGCUGAUGCGGGACCAUGUGCCUCCCGUCUACCUCGACAUGCCCCCUGGUGUGCGGCUCAGCCACGGUCUGGUUUGGGUUGCGACGACAGCUCGCAACGCCCUGGUGGUCUUCUUCGCAGCUCUGGUCGCCUACUCCUUCGAGGUGACUGGAUACCAGCCUUUUAUGCUAACUGGGGAGACGGCAGAAGGGCUCCCUCCAGUCCGGGCCCCUCCAUUCUCAGUGACCACCACCAACGGGACAGUCUCCUUCACCGAGAUGGUGCAGGACAUGGGGGCAGGGCUGGCUGUGGUGCCUCUGAUGGGCCUGCUGGAGAGCAUCGCGGUGGCCAAGGCCUUUGCGUCUGAGAAUAAUUACCGCAUCGACGCCAACCAGGAGCUGCUAGCCAUUGGCCUCACCAACGUGCUGGGCUCCCUGGUCUCAUCCUACCCCGUCACAGGCAGCUUUGGACGGACGGCAGUGAAUGCCCAGUCUGGGGUGUGCACCCCAGCAGGGGGGCUGGUGACAGGAGCACUGGUGCUGCUGUCACUGGCCUACCUGACCUCCCAGUUUCACUACAUCCCCAAAGCCGCUCUGGCUGCGGUCAUCAUCAUGGCGGUGGCCCCGCUGUUUGACACCAAGAUCUUCAGGACGCUCUGGCGCGUUAAGAGGCUUGACCUGCUGCCCCUGUGCGUGACAUUCCUGCUGUGCUUCUGGGAGGUGCAGUACGGCAUCCUGGCCGGGGUGCUGGUGUCCUUGUUCCUGCUUCUGCGCGCCGUGGCCAGGCCCGGGACCCAGGUGUCUGAGGGGCCAGUUAUUGUCCUGCAGCCAGCCAGCAGCCUUCACUUCCCUGCUGUUGAGUCUCUGCGGGAGGCCAUCCUGAGCCAGGCCCUGGAAGUGUCCCCCCCACGCUGCGUGGUCCUGGAGUGCACCCAUGUCUGCAGCAUCGACUACACUGUGGUGCUGGGGCUCAGCGAUCUCCUGCAGGAUUUCCACAAGCAGGGUGCCAGCCUGGUCUUUGCCGGCCUACAGGUCCCUGUUCUUCGUGUCCUGCUGUCUGCUGACCUGCAGGGGUUCCAGUACUUCUCCACCGUGGAGGAAGCAGAGAAAUACCUGAGGCAGGAGCCGGGGACACAGCCCUACAACAUCAGCGAAGACUCUCUUCCGGAACACAAGGUCGCCCUGCUGAAGGCUUAAGGGAGCCACCCAUAGGCGUCCAGUGUUUGAAGGAUGUCCCGGAAGGUUCUCCCACUGUGAUUUGCUGCCGGAUGCCAGAUGCUGCCUGACAGACACACUGGCCUGGUGGGGUUGACGAACACCUGAGCAAGUGACCCUGGGGGAGGGGAAGGAGGCCUGUGUGGAGAUGCCCAGGUGGGCCUCAUCGAAUUCCCUCCUGCUGUUCCCUGGCAGGAACCCUUUGGGAAGAGUGGUUUGGAGAGAGCCUUUUAGAGUGACAGACCACAUGAGAAAGGAAGGAGCAGGGGUUUCCAGCCUGGGCCAGGAGUGGGAUCCUCCGGCCCGCAGCACCUGCCUGAUCUUGGUCUUGAGUUCCACCUUCAAGCCAGGUUGGGGGGUUGAGGAGGUGCAGGCAUUUGGGAGAUGGGUCUGCUCUCAAUGGCAGUAUUUGUGCUAUUUUUGGAGAGAAAGCCAAGGUGUGCCAAAUGAAGUCUAUUUAAAAAUGAUUUUGUGAUUUUUAAAUGAAAAAGUUAAUAGCUUUGGUGAUUUUGUAAAUAUCAUAAAUGAACUGUAAAAAACAUAGGAAACCAUUCCCUGCCAGUCCAGUCUGGCCAUCUCUUCAGCGCCACGAGGGUGUGUAUUUGUCAGUGUGUGGAUAUGUUUACAGCUUCACGUAAACGGGAUUGUUUCAUACAUGGUGCUCUGUACCCCAUUUUUCAUGGUGUUGUUUUCUGUGAAGUAUUUAUUGUGAUGAUAAAUAGUGUCCGGGUGCAGGACUCUUAA
Nycticebus coucang (slow loris) is the source of this 2820-nucleotide messenger RNA. It is a transcript of the gene SLC26A11, whose product is annotated as solute carrier family 26 member 11. The transcript has 17 exons. Bases 1 to 2058 code for a protein of 685 amino acids. Lineage: Eukaryota; Metazoa; Chordata; Mammalia; Primates; Lorisidae. The record is from RefSeq and is a predicted model, not a curated record. Gene Ontology annotation, cellular component: membrane. Gene Ontology annotation, biological process: transmembrane transport. Gene Ontology annotation, molecular function: secondary active sulfate transmembrane transporter activity.